Messenger RNA from Tribolium castaneum (red flour beetle), 2022 nucleotides. RefSeq names its product labial (gene Lab). Gene Ontology annotation, cellular component: nucleus. Bases 810 to 1880 code for a protein of 356 amino acids. Lineage: Eukaryota; Metazoa; Arthropoda; Insecta; Coleoptera; Tenebrionidae. The record is from RefSeq and is a predicted model, not a curated record. The transcript has 5 exons. Gene Ontology annotation, biological process: regulation of transcription by RNA polymerase II. Gene Ontology annotation, molecular function: RNA polymerase II cis-regulatory region sequence-specific DNA binding; DNA-binding transcription factor activity, RNA polymerase II-specific.
AUGUGCACAAAAAAUCGUCAGACCGGUUUAUUUUAUUAAUGAUGGGAGCUCCCAUUUCCUGACCCCUUUCUUAAUUGAGCAACCCAGAGAUAAGCAGGAGAAAUGGUUCUUAUAUUUUGUCCGCAAUUAGAAGAUCGAAGAAGUGUUGACUUGGAGGCCUAUCUGGAUCAUGUCUCUGUAUUAACUCAUUGCUUAUUAAUGAAUUGGGAAUUAACAUAUUGUCCGUUACUUGACUGACGAAUUCUGCCUCUUUCACCUGGUGCCUGACACGAGAACAAAUACGACAACAAUUUUGUAAAUAUUGGAUUAUAUCCAUUCAAGAUACUUAAACAAAUACUCCGCUGGACACCAAAAGAAUUUUGUAAACACGAAGACGAGGUGUCACUUUUCAAAAGAUACCACAGUUUGUGCCAGCACAAGUACCUACGUAAAACACUCUCGUUCGAUUUUCUUCCGCUGAAUUAAUUUCAGCAUCACAAUAUGAAUAAGUCGAUAAGGAUCUCGGCCUCAGCCCAUUAGAAACGCCACAUGCGAACAAUACAAGGCGAGCUGUCAUGUCACACACAGUAGCUGACACUUGUACCAUUCACUGGGAUUGAAAUGUUCCCUUAUAAAACGGUACAAUGAUGGCUGGAUCCAGACCAAUCCCUCAUCCAGCAUCAAAUGAUCUUCGUGGGGCUGCUCUGCCAUUGGUCGGCCGUCCAAAGCGCGCAGAAGCAAGCUCCUCCCUCUGACACAUAUCGCGUCUGCCGUGCAACAGCAUAAACAAUCGAGUGCUUGCCAUGUGACGUGUGUGCAGUGCCGACUUGAUGAAAAUGAUGAUGAUGGACGUUGGGAUGUACGGCCAUCACAGUCAACAUGGGACAUACCCAUCGGAUAACUACUACAACUACACCAGUGAUAUACCAAACGCCCAGCAAAUGCCCCCACAUUACUCCAAUUACCACUACGAAGACCCAUAUGGGUACACCGGCUCGGAGGAAACACCACCGUCGCCCCAAGAAGUCUACUACCACCACCAGACCAUCCCCCAAGACAAUCCCAUAAUCAAUACAGAGACAGGACUAAGUUACACAAACUUGGAUUAUGGUAACUCAAACUUCCCCCCCAUCAACCACCAGAAUUACAACGAACCCUAUCAAAGAACCCAUGAGAACAUGCUGCUGAGGCACCAUGAGGAGGUGGCCGAUGGGCACCAGCACCACUUCCUCCACGAAAACAAGUACCAGUUGGAGGUUGACUCCGGGUACCACCUUGGGGCAUCGAGCACCCCCACAAACUCCUGCAUGGAGUACCAACACCUCCACAGGUACAAGGAGGAAGCGCUGCAGGGAGAUGGGAGGAUGAGACAACACGUUAUGCAUAAUUUGAGUUCGGUUCCUCAGCCACAACCAGUGUUACCAACUUAUAAGUGGAUGCAAGUCAAAAGGAAUGUACCAAAACCAACAGUACCCAAAAUUCCGCCCGCCGAGUUCCCAACCACCAGCAGCUCCUCAGCUCUAGAGAGCCCCAACCCGGCAUCACGCAGCUCCUGCUUGGGCUCGAACACCUCCAGCAUGCUAAGUCUCAACUGUCUCAACACCGGCCGAACAAACUUCACCAACAAACAACUGACUGAACUGGAGAAAGAGUUCCAUUUCAACAAGUACCUAACUCGGGCACGACGAAUCGAAAUCGCUUCAGCUCUCCAACUCAACGAAACACAAGUGAAAAUCUGGUUCCAGAAUCGGAGAAUGAAGCAGAAGAAACGGAUGAAAGAAGGACUCAUACCACCAGAACCGAUCUCAGCUAGUUUAAGCACAAGCAAUAGCAAUUCGCCAAGUUCAACAAACUUGAUUCAAAAUGAAGCCAGCAACGAAAACAGCCGUGAAUCAAACUAGUGUGAAAAAAAACAACUGUGAAAGUUUAUGUAUCGCCAAAGAGAUAGAGUAGACACUCCCGGGCAAAAAGUUUCUUUAUUUAUUUGGGUACUAUAUUUAUUUAUAAUUUAUUUAAAAGUGUACAAUAAAGUACUGAACUACA